AUGGAGAUUCAAAUCGGGGAUAGGCGGCAAAACCUUUACCGAUAUGGAGGAUUCAUAAACAUCUACGAUUAUAAUGUGAACCAAUUUGAAAGUGCGGACUCUAUUGCUGAAAUAUAUAUUCAAGAUGGCCAGGUAUUCUUUCGCAACAUUCAAUCUAAGGCAACCUUUCAAACACUGCGGUUACUUCCUUCGCCUAGUGAAAAAAAGCUUUUUUACUACAUUCCCUUAAAUGAAACAAUGUAUAUUAAUGAUAUAAAAACUUCCAUUUUACCUAUAAGUACAUCUACAUCUUCUGAUGGUUCGUUUAAUGCUUCUAAAACAGGAACUACGACUAUUCCGAAUACGCCACAAAAGCCUUCGCAGCCUGAUUUAACUUCUUUGACAGAACCUAGGAUAAACAAGCCGUUUAUCUUCGAGACCAAGUCUGAAAGUAAACUCCACCCGGUAUGGGGAAAACAAAACUCAACUUCUUCAGGUCAGCUCUCGCGGAUUGCUCCAGAAACGACGACGCUUGAUUUGGAAAGAGUACUUUUUGGUCAAAAUAUUCCAGAAUCUAAAUCAAACGAAAAAGACUCCAAGGAAACUCCAGUGAGUGAAACAUCAAUGCCUGCAAAUGUUGAGGAAGAGACAGAUUCCAAGCAAAUUCAAGACAGAAACUUAGAAGAAAUUGGUGAAUCUGAUGAGAAAAGAAUCCAUCCGACGGAAUCCGACCAUUCUUUUGAACAAGCUGCUGCUCCGGAAUCCGACACAACGAACGAAGAAGAAAAUAAUAUACCCUCUACCCCUGCUGAUAUGAAUAUGUCUGAGAAUACAAAAUCACCAGAAAAAUUAGAUCAGCAACCUUCAGUUGAAAGGUUACCAUCACCGGAAGAGCAAGAAGGAGUCCUUAGUGAUCAUCAACAAAUAGACACUGGUGCAUCAGCAUUAGAAACUAAUACGAAUAAAGAAGAAACGAAAAACAUGGAAAAUAAUUCAGAACAUGUUGCUCGCGAUGAAUCGAAUCUAAGCCCAGAGAGAAAAAAGGACAUUGUAGAGAACCAAGAGGAAGUACACACAAGUCGGCAAAUUUUACAAGAUACUGAAGAAAACGAAAAUAAAGAUAUAGAAGCUCAAGAGCAAGAAAGAGAGGAAGAAGAAAUCCCUCUAACGAACUAUACAUUUCCAUCGUCCGCUGGAUCUACUGAAGAACAAAAGGGUUCUACACAGUUGCAGUCGGAAGGGAUCAAUAUUGUAACCUCUAGCUUUAAUUUAACGAAACCAAUGCAAGCGUUUGCAAAAAAAAAAGCUAUCAAAGUUCAAGAAUCUGUUACGGACGCAACCAAUUGUAUUAUUCUUGGGUCUCCUCCUCUUCGCAGAACGCAUAAGUUUUUGUUGGCAACUUCUCUUGGAAAACCAGCAAUCUCUUCUAAGUAUAUACUUGACUCAAUGAAAGAAGGCACGCUGCUUAAUUAUAACGAUUAUAUAUACGAAGAUCGGCAGGCAGAAGAAAAAUGGAACUUCUCAUUGAAAAAUGUGCAUAAAAGGCAUUGUUUAGAAGGAUUAAAAUUUUAUAUUACCUCGGCAAUGCGAAGUUCCAUGGUAGGAGAUUCUCUUCAUGGAUUAUACUCUAUUAUUGAAACUUCGGGUGCGAAAGUUGUUGAAGACAUCCAAGAAGCUAAGAAUCCACCGGUGGUGAUUUUGGGAUUACCAGUAAACGAUGCUGAGGGCUACAACAUGUUUGCUACGGGUCUACGCGUAUAUAAAAUGGAAAUAAUAGCACUCUCUAUUCUUCGUGAUAGAAUUGAUUUUGAUGAGUUUGCUAUUGAUUAUUCUCAAAACAACGUAUCCUCUACUGGAUCCUCUGGACGAAGCAGGAAACGAAGUUCUCGAACUUCUUUUAGCAAGACUAGAGCAAAAGAACAAAAGACUUAA
Schizosaccharomyces octosporus yFS286 is the source of this 1911-nucleotide messenger RNA. Its product is annotated as BRCT domain-containing protein. The transcript has 4 exons. Lineage: Eukaryota; Fungi; Ascomycota; Schizosaccharomycetes; Schizosaccharomycetales; Schizosaccharomycetaceae. Bases 1 to 1911 code for a protein of 636 amino acids. The record is from RefSeq and is a predicted model, not a curated record.